AUGGCAUCGAGCGCUGAUGCCUCCUCUCCGACGAGGCAGAAGACUAAUGAGAAUCCCACCGAGACCACGUCAGGGGCUGCGGGAGAGGAGAGCGUCGUUACUCACACAGCGCAGUCAGGCUUGGGGCGUGCCACAAGCUUCGGGAGCGCAGACCGAGUGUAUCCGAUCCGGUCGGUCAUCUCUGUUGAUCCCUCAACGGCCUCUCAGCCGCAACAGCAGACGCAGAGUAGUUUGAGCUCACCCGCCACCGGGGCACGGGAAUGGUCUAUCAUCGAUGCCGAGACCUGGGAUCAAAUGUGGUCGCAACCGAAAACAAUUACAGAUGAUCCUGUCGCCAUUGAGCCCUCUCCGUCUGCACCGGAUACUGCAGGUUCAUCCAAUCCACCCGACCAAGGCCCUCCUCACAGCCUCAGUAACGCGUCGGCUCCCGGUUCUCCUCUGUCCAAGACCCAGGAUGCAGAGGUCGAUCCUGAGCAUGGUCUUGUUACUGCCCGAUUUCGUCAUGUAGUGACCGAUGGUGGUCAUACGGUCAUCACCGGAAGAGACAACGACUCGUUCCAAUCGUGCGAAGACGAACCGAUCCAUAUCCCUGGUGCGGUGCAGAGUUUUGGUUGUUUCAUUGUGCUGCGGGAGGAAAUUGACGGGACGUUGACGGUCCGUGUAGCCAGCGAGAACUCUGAGCUCAUCCUUGGGUAUACACCCAAGAGUCUCUUUGCAUUGCAAAACUUCUGUGACAUUUUGGAUGAAGAUCAGGCCGACAGUCUAUUAGACCACCUUGAUUUCGUCCGCGAGGAUGGAUACGAUCCUUCCGUCGAUGGCCCCGAGGUUUUCCUUUUGUCCCUGAAGCUCCCUUCUGAUAAACCUCGACGAUUCUGGUGCGCCGCCCAUCUCAGCCCAGCCGACUCGAAUUUGGUCAUCUGCGAAUUCGAACUGGAGGACGACCGAAUCAAUCCCUUGAGUGUUUCUGGUCUGACCACCCCGAUGACGCCGACCGAUACUCUUAGAGUCGAACCGACGCCCGAGCAACUUGAGCACAGCACGGUCAAUAUCAGUCAACCCCUGCGAGUGCUGCGAAACGCGCGUCGGAGACGUGGUGAGGCCGCUGCAAUGGAAGUGUUCAGCAUUUUGUCUCAGGUCCAGGAUCAAUUGGCUCGAGCCAAGUCGUUGGAUUCCUUGUUGAACACCGCCACUGGUCUGGUGAAAGAGUUGACUGGUUUCCAUCGGGUUAUGAUCUAUCAGUUCGAUACCAACUGGAACGGAACUGUUGUUGCUGAACUGGUUGAUCCCAAAGCGAGCGUCGACCUGUAUAAAGGACUCCACUUUCCGGCCUCUGAUAUUCCGAAGCAAGCGCGCGACUUGUAUCGAAUCAACAAAGUCCGCUUGCUGUAUGAUCGCGAUCAGAUCACAUCGCGAUUAGUCUGCCGGACUCUGGAGGACUUGCAAACGCCUGUCGACAUGACGCAUUCCUACCUGCGUGCAAUGUCGCCCAUUCAUAUCAAGUAUCUGGCAAAUAUGGGGGUACGUGCGUCUAUGUCUAUCAGUAUCAGCGGGUUCAACGAGCUGUGGGGUCUCAUCUCAUGUCACACCUACGGGACUCACGGAAUGAGAGUCUCGUUUCCGGUGCGAAAGAUGUGUCGGUUGAUUGGCGACACCGUGUCGCGGAAUAUCGAACGGCUGUCUUACGCAUCCCGCCUCCAAGCUCGCAAACUGAUCAAUACCGUCCCGACCGACCAAAAUCCCUCGGGGUACAUCAUCGCUACUUCGGACGAUCUCCUCAAGCUGUUUGACGCCGACUACGGUGCUCUCUCAAUCCGUGAUGAGACGAAGAUCCUGGGAAAGAUGACGCACUCGCAGGAAAUCUUGGCUUUGCUGGAAUACCUCAAGAUGCGACAGAUCAAUUCCGUGGUCGCUUCGCAGCACAUCACCAAAGACUUUCCGGAUCUGUUUUAUCCCCCGGGUUUCAAGCACAUCUCCGGCAUGCUCUAUGUGCCUUUGUCUCCCGGUGGCACCGAUUACAUGGUCUUCUUCCGUCGGGGACAUCUUACGGAGAUCAAGUGGGCCGGCAACCCAUAUGAAAAGAAACUGCAAGAUGGCCAUCUGGAACCGCGCAAGAGUUUCCAAACCUGGCGAGAAACAGUCCUGGAUCAGUCUCGAGAGUGGACCGAGUCGGACGUCGAGACGGCAGCCGUGUUAUGUCUCGUCUAUGGCAAAUUCAUCAAAGUGUGGCGGCAAAAGGAAGCGGCAAUGGAGAACUCGCAAUUGACGCGGCUCCUCCUCGCGAACUCGGCCCACGAAGUUCGCACGCCGCUGAAUGCUGUCAUCAACUAUCUGGAAAUCGCUUUGGAAGGCUCCUUAGACGCGGAGACCCGCGAUAACCUUACGAAGUCCUACUCUGCAUCCAAAUCUCUGAUCUAUGUCAUCAACGACCUUCUAGAUUUGACCAACACGGAGAAGGGCCAGAAACUCAUCAAAGACGAAACAUUUGAUCUUCCAGUCACUUUCCGAGAAGCAACUGAUAUGUUUGAGGGAGAGGCCAAGCGUAAGAAGAUCGAUUACAAAGUGGUGACGCACCCUGGACUUCCCCCAGCGGUCAUUGGCGAUCAACGUCGUGUUCGUCAGGUGUUCACCAAUCUCAUUUCCAAUGCGGUUCGGCAUACAACAGCAGGCAGCGUGACCACUGAGAUUUGGCGUUCUUCCGAGCCUGCGCAGCCGGGUUGCGUGCUGGUCCAAAUGACUGUUUUGGACACGGGAUCAGGAAUGUCUCAGAGCACUCUUGAGGCUUUGUUCCAAGAGCUUGAGCAAGUUUCUCCAGAGGAUGACAGCUAUUACUUCGAUCCGGAAGACCAGGCACGCUUGCCCGGCCCAGGCGGCCAGGAUCAACGUGUCCUGGGCUUGGGUCUGGCGUUGGUGGCUCGAAUUGUUCGCAACAUGCACGGCCAGCUGAGUGUUCGGUCGGAGGAGGGCAAGGGCAGCCGUUUCAAGAUCUCACUCAACUUCCCAGUCUCGGAGGACGCGGCAUCCGCUAAACCGGAAGAGCCGCCUGUGCUCGAAACCGUGGAACCAGCGGUUCCGAUUCAGGUGGAACGUGAGUUCAUGCUCGUCGACAGCAAGUCCACUCAAAGCGGUGGGCGGCGGCAAAGUACCGGCAGCAAUCGCAGCGGGGGGAGUUACAAUAGCUCCCGCAGCGGCAGGAGCAACAGAAGUGAAGCUGAUCGGUUGAUUAGCGCCAUGCAGGAAUCCCCUCUACUGGAACGGACAACCAGCGAAGGAUCUGAGCGGAGAGGUCCUAAACCAGUGGAGAGCACUCACGGCGGCGCGGGCAACAAACACGCAACGUCUACUCAGUCUCUUCCGAUUCUUAAGGACACAUCGAGUCCGCAACAAUGGCCGGUGACACAAGCUUUUCCCUUUCCGAGCACGGCACGCACGACGAUGCCUCCAGUCUCCCCGCCUUUGCCUGGCCAGGAACCCGUUACCGACUCUGGAGUUCCAUUGACAGCGAUACGCAUUCCACCAGCAGACGUGGAGCGGCCACCCUCACCCCCGAACAAAGCUUUGCCGAGCCAACCUGAGACCUCGGGGCAGUUGCCAAGCACGGCUGAGCCAUCCUCAGCACCUGCCCCCGACGCUGAACCGCCUACUCUACGCGUUCUCGUUGCCGAGGACGACCCUAUCAACAGCAAGAUCGUGCAGAAACGACUAGGUAAACUGGGGCACACUGUCGUCCUCACAGGGGAUGGCAAAGAAUGUGCGACUGCCUUUCGUGGAGAUUCUGCGAACGUCGAUGUUGUCCUGAUGGAUAUCCAGAUGCCGAUCGUCGAUGGCAUAGAGUCUACCAGAAUGAUCCGCCAGUUCGAGCGAGAGUCUUCUGAAGUCCCGCUGUCUGAAAAAGCGAGCAAGAACGGCCGCGUGCCCGUCUUCGCGGUCUCAGCAUCACUUCUUGAAAAGGACGCACAACUGUACAUUGAAGCCGGCUUUGAUGGAUGGAUCAUGAAACCCAUCAACUUCAACCGGUUGGGUGUUCUCUUUGAUGGUCUUCGGAACCAGGACAUCCGCAACGCAGCCACCUACCAACCCGGCCACUGGGAGUUUGGAGGCUGGUUCAAACGCCAUGGGAAACUCUGA
Aspergillus thermomutatus is the source of this 4125-nucleotide messenger RNA. RefSeq names its product putative sensor histidine kinase/response regulator (gene fphA). The coding region runs from base 1 to 4125 and encodes 1374 amino acids. NCBI's taxonomy places the organism in Eukaryota, Fungi, Ascomycota, Eurotiomycetes, Eurotiales, Aspergillaceae. Gene Ontology annotation, biological process: detection of visible light; phosphorelay signal transduction system; regulation of DNA-templated transcription. The transcript has 2 exons. Gene Ontology annotation, molecular function: phosphorelay sensor kinase activity; protein binding. The record is from RefSeq and is a predicted model, not a curated record.